AUAAAGAUCAAGAAUGUCCAGCGAGACCAAGAGCUUGAGCGGCAUGCAGCGGCGUGCAGCUGGCAACCGCGCGCACAACCGCAUGGUGCUCCAGAAGCUGGUCGUCUUCUCGAUCCUGAUGCUCGUGGUGCCGUUGAGCACAUUUUACGGCGUGCGCAGCUUAUUCACACCAGGAGAGCCGGGCAGUCAAUACGCGGAUGCAUGGGGUGGUUUCACGGCUGUGCUGUCUGCGAAUAUCGUGAUUGGGCUCUACAUUUUGUCUGCAUGGAAAGAAGACGACGGGAAGGAGGUAGCGCCGCCAGUGGGGCGGUUUGCUAAGGCCAAGGAGCUGUAGUCGAAGUUUCUGAACUGUGCGGUUUUAAGUGACACAGAAUGCAACGUCCGUUGAAUGUUGUAGCAAUUCAUACAAGCGAGCUGGAGCAGGAA
Phytophthora infestans T30-4 is the source of this 426-nucleotide messenger RNA. RefSeq lists its product as uncharacterized. Gene Ontology annotation, cellular component: endoplasmic reticulum membrane. Bases 14 to 334 code for a protein of 106 amino acids. Gene Ontology annotation, biological process: vacuolar proton-transporting V-type ATPase complex assembly. The record is from RefSeq and is a predicted model, not a curated record. The transcript has 4 exons. NCBI's taxonomy places the organism in Eukaryota, Oomycota, Peronosporomycetes, Peronosporales, Peronosporaceae.